Molecule: messenger RNA, 1316 nt
Organism: Pelagomonas calceolata
Lineage: Eukaryota; Pelagophyceae; Pelagomonadales; Pelagomonadaceae
Source: the annotation of a GenBank genome assembly
CGGCAGCGCUGCCGAUUUGCCCGGAAUUCGCGCUCGCCAAGGCGCCACGCCGGGUCAGCGCCUAAGCAGAGCCCGGCAAAGUCUUCUAUUUUCCAAUGGCUUUCAGAAUUUUAGCGCUCGCGCUGGCUGCAAGGAGCGCCUGCGCAUUGAAACCGCCACGAGGGCUCAAAUUGAAGUUGCCGACGACUCCCAGAAGAGUUGCGACCCUCGAACCACCGCCUGCAGUCGACACUGAGCCGCGCAUCGACCUGCGCGAGGCCUCGCCGCUGACAGUUGACGCGGCGUGGUUGACGACGACGCGGCAACUAGGAACCACCGAUGCCACGCCGACGAUGCGCCAGCUCGACGAAAGCAACGAGACGCCAACCCACUGGCGCCGCGCCGCCCGCGUCCAGCGCUCAAUGAUGCGCUUCGCACCCUUAGCGCUCGUCGGCGCAUUGCUCACAAUCCCGAAGACGCUGGACGCCGGCGUAUCCACUCUAUGGUCCAAGCUUUAUGGGAGCUGGUGGGCGCACGCCCCCAUGUUCGAGGCCUGGACCGCUACCUUAGGUUUCGUCGGCGCCAUCGCGUUCUGGAGUUCCAUCCACGUCUUAUUUUUCAGAGACAGGAGGCGAGCCUCGGAGUUCCGCUUCGACAAGCAACCCCCGGUCGCGCCCUUUGAAUGGUUGGGCCAGCUCGGCGGGAAACGGCUCUGGGGCGCGUACUUACCCCUCGUGGCUUACGUCGGCUCUAUAAAAUUAUUCCACUGCGUCGUGACGAAGGCGCCUUUACCCAUAGCGCCGCCGACGGCAUUACGGGUGCUCCUCGAAGUUACUUGUGGCGUGUACUUGUAUGACGCGCUCUUCGCCCCCAUCCACGCGUCGAUGCACCGCCGGGGCUCGCCGGCCUGGUGGCGUAGACUGCACAGGACGCACCACGAAGCUAGGCCGACUCAGAGAAGAGGCAAGGCCCUCGUGCCUUUGGAAACAGUGCAGCAUUCGUACGCGGACGGCGCGUUACAAGUGGCCUGCAACGUCCUCGUGCAGCGGGCGCCGUCGAUCAUAUGGGUCGGCUCUGGCUUCGCGCUCGCACCGAAGCACCCGCUGUCGCGCGUGCUCCACAAUUUGGUCGUCACCUAUUUGUUGGCUGAGGCUCAUUCCGGCUACGACCUGCCCUGGAUGACGCACCGGGCCUGGCCGCGCGUCUUCGGGGGCGCGAAGGCCCACGACGCGCACCACGUCCAGGGCGACCGCCACUUCCACCAGUUCUUCCACUCGUCCCGGCCAUGGGCUCGGGCGCCGGCCUACUAACUCUCCUGUUUUAACUACUCACGAAGC